AUAUAUCACAUAUUUAAUAAACUACGACACAUAUUAUUUUUAUAUAAAAUAAAAUAUUUAAUAAAUAUUUUUAGUUUAUAACUUCUAUGUUUAUAAUAAUAAAAAUAUUUAAUAUUUACUUUUUAUUAUGAAUUAUUUUAAUUUUUUUCAAUUUUUUUUAAAUUUUGCCCUAUUAUUACUAAAUAUUAAUUUAAUUAAUUCAUAUACAACCCAUUAUAAUAUUAAAACGAUUUUACAUUAUGUAGAUGAAAAUAAUAAGUUUUUAUUUCAUGAUAGGGUAAACAGGACAGCAUGGGAUAAAAAUUGGAAUGAUAAGAUUGGUAUAGUAGCCUUAGAUCAAUGUCCUCAUAUCAAGAGUAUAUUGUUACCAAAAGAGAAUACAUUUUAUUGUGCAUUGCCCUACAAUGACUUGGAUAUUUAUGGAAGAAAAGCAAAUGCAUAUUCAAUACCAUGGUCGCAUUAUGAUGACCCCGAGCAAAAAUCAAUUUUAAAAAACCGUUGGAUCAAGGUAAUACAUAAAGAUGCAUUUGUAUUUUGUCAAUAUGAAGAUGUGGGUCCAGAGUUUGAAGAUGACUAUUCAUAUGUCUUUGGUGCAAGCCACAGCGUACCAGAAAGUGGAUAUGGUGGCUUAGCAAUAUCACCAGAAGUUGCAGAGUUUUUAGGAAUUAGAAGAAAAUUCAAACCAAUUAAAAGAAAAAUGACAUCCUAUGACACCUCACCUAUAUCAAUACCAUACGAAGAACAAUCUUUAACAUCUUCACCAUCACCUUCAACAUCGUAUAAUACAGCAUCUUCCCAACCAAAGUAUCCUAAUGGCAGUGACUCUACAAUAGACCCAGAUGUAUUAGCACCCUCGUCAACAUCCUCAUCCUCACAAGAUUCAAUUAAUAACAAUUCUUUAAAUACAACAUCAACACCAUCAAAUACAACACCAAUAUCAUCAAACACACCAACCACAACAUUGGUAAGCACCACACCAUUACCCACCACACAACCAAAAAGACGAUUAUCAUUUAAUGGAAAUAGUGCUGGAGAUUGGGGGGAUUGGGGGGAGGGUGAUGAUUAUAGUCCAUUCUCUUCAUCAUCUGUUAUUCCAAUUACUACAGAACCAUCAGAUGGUUUUAGCUCUGAUAAUGAUGACAUUAGAUGUUCGUGGCAAUUUGUUGAUGAUAAAGAUGUUCCCGAAGGUCCAUGGAAAAAAAUUAUAACAACCUCACCAAGUGAUGAAGUGGUCAAAAGUUUUCAAAAUAAUUAAAUAAAUAUAAAAUUGAGUUUUUUUUUUUCUAAAAU
Messenger RNA from Dictyostelium purpureum, 1290 nucleotides. RefSeq lists its product as uncharacterized. The coding region runs from base 128 to 1255 and encodes 375 amino acids. NCBI's taxonomy places the organism in Eukaryota, Evosea, Eumycetozoa, Dictyosteliales, Dictyosteliaceae. The record is from RefSeq and is a predicted model, not a curated record. The transcript is spliced from 2 exons.